Messenger RNA from Penicillium arizonense, 1332 nucleotides. RefSeq names its product Zn(II)2Cys6 transcription factor domain-containing protein. Lineage: Eukaryota; Fungi; Ascomycota; Eurotiomycetes; Eurotiales; Aspergillaceae. The record is from RefSeq and is a predicted model, not a curated record. Gene Ontology annotation, molecular function: DNA-binding transcription factor activity, RNA polymerase II-specific; zinc ion binding. Bases 1 to 1332 code for a protein of 443 amino acids. The transcript is spliced from 4 exons. Gene Ontology annotation, biological process: regulation of DNA-templated transcription.
AUGAUUUCGGAAGCAAAGUCUGCAGAAACGAAAGCAAAGAGGACAAGCCAUUCGAAGGUUCGCUCGGGCUGCCAAACGUGCAAAAUUCGCCGCAAAAAGUGCGAUGAAACUCACCCCUCGUGUCUCAGGUGCACAGAUGCGGGACAAGUAUGCGAAUACGUGGAGGCCCCCGACCGGCUUAAACGCGGCAUGCGAGCCAUACACAUACAAGCCGUCACCCCUAACACGGCCCCCAAACUCGUUGCACGACGGUUACUAGAUCCAAGCCAAGUGGGUCUUUCACCCGCCGAACGGCAGUUCCUCGAUUUAUUCAAGGUGCAUACUUCUAGAAAAUGCACCGGGUCGAUGGUCGAUGACUUCUGGCAGCGACUCGUUCACCAGGUCGCCGAGGAGGAACCUGCUGGCGAUGUUAAGGCCGUGACCUCACACCUACGGUCCGGUUACAGUGUGCUUAUGGAAUGGCAGAGGGUCAAUUUCGACGGGAAUCCCUCGGGGCUGGUCCUAAUGCGCGCGUUCUCAGAUCUACAGCUACACCGAAUUACAUUCUCUCAACCACAGCAUGAUAUAGAAGCCGAAGCGGACGAUUUGCCGCUGUGGCAGGCGAUCACCGUAUGCCGGCCUGUUCAUGAGUAUUCGGGGGUGUCUGAAACUGAUUUCUCCAUUGUUCUUGGAGCGGCUAUCACGGCAAACUAUCCACAGGGAUUCGAACUCCGUAAUAGCGCGGAAAAGACCUUCCUGGAGAGACUAUUAAACUGGAAGAGCGAAUUUCAUGCUUUCAUUUCGACACACAGAGAUACGUUAUCGCCACAAGACCGCGGCCCGUUAAUAAUGAUCGAGCUAUGGACUAUGGUCAGUGAUGUCUUACUUGCUUCUCUCAAGAGGCCCUUGGAUGAGAUGUCUUAUGACUCCUCUUUGCCCCUAUUCCAGCGAAUAAAUGAGUUAGCGGCGCUUUACUUGAGCUUGGAGGAGCAGGUUUCGAUGUUUUCUACUAAAGCUUUGCUUCUCCAAAUCCUUCAUUUCAGUGCCACCAAGUGCCGAGACUGGCAUACGCGCCGGGAGACGUUAUGCUUAGUGCGUAACUCUCGGCGGCGAGAAGGUUUCUGGACAUCUGAUCAUUUCGUCGCUUUAUUAGCAUACGUUUUCAAACAGGAGUCUGUUGGUUUGACGCCUAGUGAUGUGGUUCCUCGCGCAGCUCGUAUCGACUUGUUGCAUCUCAGUCCAUUGGAUCAGAACAAGUUCAAUAUAUGGUAUCAUCGACCUUGCACUCCCGAGGAGGUUGCCAAUGGUGCUGAUAUCCAUGGAAACUGGACAAAAGUAGCGCUAUCAGUUUGA